AUGUUCGGAGCGUAUACCCCAGCCAACAUCUUCGAGGGCAUGUACGCGGCUGUCGCGCGACGCAAUCCCCGAACAGGUCUUGACCCCAGUGGUGGCAAGGAAGGCUGGUAUCCCGAAGAGACGAUCACCAUGCAUGACGCAUUGCAGGGCUUCACUAUAAACCCCGCCUACGGUGCUUUUCUGGAAAACAAGGCUGGUGUCAUUGACGUGGGCGCGUAUGCCGACUGGGUAGUAUUGGAUGAACCACUUUACAACAUGGAUGUCGAAAGCCUACGGAAACUAACGCUAGGCGCAGAUCACAUUCUCCACGUUACUACGACGCUUAGCCGCUGA
Messenger RNA from Parastagonospora nodorum SN15, 333 nucleotides. RefSeq lists its product as hypothetical. The record is from RefSeq and is a predicted model, not a curated record. NCBI's taxonomy places the organism in Eukaryota, Fungi, Ascomycota, Dothideomycetes, Pleosporales, Phaeosphaeriaceae. Gene Ontology annotation, molecular function: hydrolase activity, acting on carbon-nitrogen (but not peptide) bonds. The coding region runs from base 1 to 333 and encodes 110 amino acids. The transcript is spliced from 2 exons.